This is a messenger RNA of Laccaria bicolor S238N-H82, 1458 nucleotides long. RefSeq lists its product as uncharacterized. The transcript is spliced from 8 exons. NCBI's taxonomy places the organism in Eukaryota, Fungi, Basidiomycota, Agaricomycetes, Agaricales, Hydnangiaceae. The record is from RefSeq and is a predicted model, not a curated record. Bases 1 to 1458 code for a protein of 485 amino acids. Gene Ontology annotation, cellular component: proteasome regulatory particle, lid subcomplex; cytoplasm; nuclear proteasome complex.
AUGGCCGACAACAAGAAACAAGAAAAAGAUUACACAAAAGAGGUCGAUUCUCUACUUCCAGAAGUUGAAUCAAUAGCAAAGUCGGGUAAACUGCAAGACGCUUUGGAUAAACUCUUCGCGCUUGAGAAGCACACAAGAAACGCAGCCGAUCUUACAUCCACACUACGCUUGGUGAAAGCUGCCGUCCAACAUUGCUACGAUGCACGAGACUAUACUCUUUUGAACUCCACCAUCAGCCUUUUGAGUAAAAAGCACGGUCAAUUGAAAGCUGCUGUGCAAGCCAUUGUUGAGCAGGUGUUGAGUUGGUUAGACAAAGUUAGAGAACGAGACGGGAAUGAGAAGUGGCUAGAGUUGGUUGAAACUUUGCGAGGGGUGACAGAGGGAAAGAUCUUUUUGGAAACGCCGAGAGCACGCGUCACACUUCUUCUCGCGCAUUAUCAUGAGGGACUCUCCCAAUCAGCUACCUCUCCGGAUCCCAAAGAGUCACUACAGACUGCCUCAGAUCUCCUUUCAGAUUUACAAGUUGAGACCUACUCUUCUAUGGAACGAAGAGAGAAGACAGAGUUUAUUUUGGAACAAAUGCGCCUUUUGAUAGCCGUCGCGCGCCAGAAAGACGACGAACUGGAGAAGAAGGAUGGAAAGGAUUCACUUGGUGGAGGGGAGGCUGAGUGGAUUAAAGUUCGUGUUGGUGGUCGAAAGGUCAACGAGGAAUUCUUGAAGGAUAAGGACAAUGAAGUUUGUGAUGAGUUCGAUUUGGCGCAUAUUGAACAGGACCUCAAACUCAAAUACUACGACAUGAUGAUCCAACACGCGCUCCACGGUGAUUCUUACUUGGAUGUUGCGAAAUAUUAUUAUAAAGUCUGGGAGACGCCUUCCAUCAAGGAAGAUGUCAACGACAAGGGAAGGGCUGCCCUUGAACACAUUGCGUAUUAUGUGGUACUUGCCCCGCAUAACAACGAACAGUCGGAUAUGCUUCAUCACCUCUUUGUGGAUCCCGCCCUCGCAAAACUUGAGCUCCAUUACAACCUCGUCAAAUGUUUCACCACGCGCGAGCUUAUGCGGUGGCCUGGCAUCGAAUCGCUCUAUGGUAAAUUCCUUCGAAAAACGCCGGUCUUCUCGUCGGAGAAGUGCUGGGAAGACCUACACACUCGUGUUAUCGAACACAACAUCCGUGUGGUAGCCCAGUACUAUACACGAAUCACCCUAACACGUCUCACUUCGUUGCUUGACCUCACGCCCAAACAAACUGAAGAAGUUCUCGCGCGGCUUGUCGUGUCUGCUACGAUAUGGGCAAGAAUAGAUCGGCCCACUGGAAUCGUAAACUUCAAGAAUAAGCGGAGCGCAGAGGACGUUAUGAACGAUUGGAGUUCGGACAUGCAAAAGUUGCUAGGGUUGGUAGAGAAAACGUGGAUGGGAGUGAACGCCGCACAGGCAGCACAAUCACGCGUGAAGGCUUGA